AUGGCCUUGCAAACCAACGUUUUAAGGGACGGGCAAUGGCGGACAGAAACCGUUAACCUCCAUACCAUUCUCAAAGGGACUUCCACGCCCAACCCCCCUGCCGAAGACACACCUCCGGAACCUCCCUCCUGUGGCAUUCUGACAAGGACGAUCGUCGAAAGUCCCGUUGCUCAUUGGGUCUUGCCUGCUCGUCUGCGGUCGGCCCGCUACAACGAUGUUGUGUUCGUAGGCGACCACUAUGUUCAGGUCAACGAACUGCGAGAGGGAGGUCAACUCCACGAGAUCUUGAAGAAAGCCGAUUUCGGGUCUCGCAUACAGAAUGCUCACGUCAUCGGCAACCUGUUCGAGAGGCCCGAAGCAGGGGAUGAUGACAUGGCCUAUGAUGAGGUCAAACAUGAGGAGGAGGGCCUUCUCACGUCCGGGUAUUCUUCAACCACCCCCCGCCGUCCGAAGACCGCCCUACCGCCUCACCUAUUGUUCUUGGUGCUUGAAUCAGGCUCCUUCGUCUUUCUCUUCAUCCGCCGGUACGGGAAUCAACUGCGGUUUGUCGCGUCUCAGUUUUGUCACCCCGGCCGUAGGCUCGGCAACCUAGGGUUUCAUGUGGCAGUGGACCCAAACUCGCGGUACAUCGCAGUCGCCGGUGUUGAUAACAAGUUUAUUGUUUACGAGCUCGAGUCUUGGGAAGUCAUGGCCGAGCAGUUUUCUCGCCACAUGUCCAUCAACCCCAUCAAGACAUACUUUCCCAGGCCCGUUCAGGCACUAAUACACAAGAUGGAGUUUCUCCAUCCCCGGCCGGAAGAUGAUUUCCACGUCAUUUUACUUCUUAUUCUCGUGAAGCAAGGGGCCUCCAGCAUGGUCCUCUACGACUGGGAGAGGGGAGACGAUCUUGAGCGAGCUCUUUCGGUGGAGAAACAUGGCCACCGCAUGCCAAGACAGCACCGCAUGCCGCUCUUCCUGGUCCCCCUGACUGUCAGGAAUUCGUUCCUCUUAGUCUCGGAGAAUUCCAUUGCGGUUUGUAAGGACCCUUUACAGGGGCCUCCUGCGUAUGAAGGCCUCGAUCCCGGCACGCACCCUACAACGUCCUACUACCACGGGCUUCAGCGCCCCUUAUGGACAGCAUGGGAUCGGCCCGUUCGGCGAAGGGGGUACUAUGAGGGAAAGGAUAACAUUUAUCUCGCGAGGGAGGACGGUGUCAUCGUCUUUCUUGAGUUCAAUACAACCGAUGUCGUCGAGGCAAGUAUGAACGUCGGGAGCUGCAACUGCACCAUCUCCACCGCAUUCACGACAAUGUACGAUGCUUUUACCGACGUGGCUAUUGUAAUGGGGGACUCUGGCCUGGGAAUGAUCUGCCAGUUACGGCCAAGGGAGCCUCUCGUCGAGUUGGGGACGAUCCCCAACUGGUCUCCUGCUCUGGAUUUUGUCACGACAGACGAGUUCACAUCAUGGGAUCAGCGAGCGAGCCCUCGAGGCAACCUAAUGGCCGACUGGCGAGACCAUCCAGGACCUCGGCCCAGGAAAUGCGACAGGAUGUUCGCGAUAUCCGGCAAGGGAAUGCAAGGAAGUGUCACGGAGCUCCGCUGGGGGCUUGCCGCCAAUGUCGGCUGGGAGAUCCCGUACGGGUCUCCUGUAAAGCAAGCCUGGGUCUUCGCGGCAGCAGGCUUGCCUGUUGUCGGGUCAGGAUACUACUUGUUGCUGGCUCUGCCGGACUCGUCCGAUGUCCUCCAAGUCUCAGGGGGCGACUCGUUAGAAGUUGACCGGCCGGAUCCCGACAUUGUCCAGUUUGACAUGGGCUCGAGAACUUUGGCAGCGGCCCAAUUCUCGGACCAAAGCAUUGUACAGGUGACGGAAACGUCGAUUACUCUGAUAACAACGACUCAGAGUGUGCGGUAUCGUUACGAUUCUUUUCCGGGUAUCGAGGGGAAAGUCGAGCAGGCCACCGUUAGAGCCUGUCGUGUUGCCGUCUCAACACGUGCAGAAACCCAGUCGUUCAUCCAUACUUUCAGCGUGGACUCUGCGGAUGCCUCUGCGUCUCUAUCUCAGACAUUUAAUGUCACCGGGGAAGUCACAUCACUUGCUUUCGGCCAAAUUGGCGACCGAGAGCAGUUGCUGGCUGGCAUCUGGCACGAGAACGAAGCGUAUUUGGCGGUAUAUGCUCUAGACGAAAACAACGAGGUGACUCCGAUCUUAAACAGACUGGAGGCUGAUUUCGCAGUCGAAACGGCCACCAACGAAGGCGCACUUUCGUUGGAAGCCAUAACCAUUAUAGCCAUCGUGGACGAGACUGCGUCUGCGACCAGCAUUGCCCUGGGCUGCCGAAGCGGGUACCUCGUUAUGAUGACGAUGAUGAGCGGCCAUGCACCUUUGCAAGUUUUCGUCUCGCGCCAAAAACUUGCAUCGGUCGCGCUCGACGUGUUCCCCGUCCAUAACCGACAUCUUCCCGGCUCGGUGCUGGCUUGUUGCGACGAGCAGCUCGUGUUGUUUCAAGAUUUCGAUGCGAGGCAGACGGGACGGUUUAGGCAAAGGCAUCGUAUCAUCGCCAAUGACGUCAAGGACCCGAAGAUGACAUCUCCCCCCAUCAACCAUGCAACGGUCUUGAGGCACAGCAUCGGUCAAAGCGACCACGUAAGUGUACUCAUUCUUUCCAACGACCGGGUCCUUGUCUCCGAGCUGUUCCCGAAGCCUCGGGCUAUCCCGAGGUAUUUACCGUUGCACGGUACACCUACGAAGCUCCUCUUUUCACAGACGAUGCAAAGCCUGGUAGUAGCAAUGAGGACCAGAUCGGGAGAGGCCACCCUUGCUAUCGUGGAUCCCGACAGCGGUGAGGACAUCUCUGUGCCUACCGAAAAGGAGGGUCGCCGCGUCGACUUCAUCAAUGGGCUGGGCAAGUCCGCAGGAAGGAUCCAUGACAUGGUGGAAUGGGUGUACGAGAAGGAUGGGAGGACCUGGCUGUAUCUGGUGGUGACGACAAAGGAAGGACAGCUGCUCGUCGUCUCUACCGAACGGGCCGCCUACUCUUCCGAAGAGGGAGGUGACAUGAGUGGACAGGGCGGCUCAAUUAGACGCAUCCGAUACUGGACGCGGUACAAGAAGACCGUCGGCGAGCACAAGCCCAUCUACGCCGUUGUAGGUGACGGGCCGGAUCUGAUCUACUGUGUGGGGCAAACGCUCUACUGGGAUGUCCUGGAUUUGAACGACAGGAAGUUGAGGGGCCACACGGGGAUAGAGCUACCUUCGCCCGCCAUUUCACUGCGUCUCGUCAAGGGCAUGGUCUACGUGCUGACGCUGGACCACUCGCUGCUCAUUUAUAAUUUCAAGGCAGGGGGCCAGCUGGUGCACAGCGACGUUGGUAGCCGGCAUGCAACGCAUUAUAUUGAGAUGGGAGACAGCCGCGACGAGACGCUUGGUUGGCCGGUGACGUUGAUCUGCGAGCUCACCCGCGAGUUCGUCGGGGUCUGGGUCCCGUGGAAGGAGCCCGGGAAGGAAUUCCAGGUAGUCUUCGAAGGCAGGCUCCCCGCGGGUGUUAGGAGACUCCGGCGUGGCCGCGUCCGACCCAGUUGGCUGGCUCUCGAGCCGCGGUUCGGCCACAUCCCCAGCACUGUGGACGGGGCGGACAUCUUCGGCAUGUGCCUGAACGGGUCGCUUCAGCACUUCUCCCUUUUGAGCACGGAAGCCUGGAGGUUCCUGAGGCUCGUUCAGACACUUGUCGUGAGGCGUCAGCGGGCCUCGGACGACGAAGCUCAUCGCGAGGACGACGCGAGCAUGGGAGAGGGCAGACCCGUCAUAAAGCCGCAUGAUGCGCCGAGGAACAAGCAUAUCGACGGAGACGUGUUGCAGAGGUGCCUCGAUGCCAGAAAGUUGGAGGAGCUAUUUUCGCACGGCCAAGACACCAGGCUGGCAGACCUGUUGCGCGAGCGGCUGGAUAGCUUGGAUGGGGGGAAGUGGACGACGGGGUUUAACGGCUCGCAUCAGAAGUACGUCGAAUUGGCGUAUGACGUUGUGGAGUAUUAUCUCUCCCCUGUCUUCUAG
Messenger RNA from Sodiomyces alkalinus F11, 4026 nucleotides. RefSeq lists its product as hypothetical. Gene Ontology annotation, molecular function: U2 snRNA binding; protein binding. The record is from RefSeq and is a predicted model, not a curated record. The transcript has 5 exons. The coding region runs from base 1 to 4026 and encodes 1341 amino acids. Gene Ontology annotation, biological process: mRNA splicing, via spliceosome. Lineage: Eukaryota; Fungi; Ascomycota; Sordariomycetes; Glomerellales; Plectosphaerellaceae. Gene Ontology annotation, cellular component: U2 snRNP; nucleus.